This is a messenger RNA of Nanorana parkeri, 741 nucleotides long. RefSeq names its product adiponectin, C1Q and collagen domain containing (gene ADIPOQ). NCBI's taxonomy places the organism in Eukaryota, Metazoa, Chordata, Amphibia, Anura, Dicroglossidae. The transcript is spliced from 3 exons. Bases 25 to 741 code for a protein of 238 amino acids. The record is from RefSeq and is a predicted model, not a curated record. Gene Ontology annotation, molecular function: protein binding.
UGGGCACCAAUAUUCAUCGGGACAAUGCUGCUCCUACAUUCGGUGUGUGUUUUGUUUCUGUUGGCACCUCUACUCUCUUCAGCUGAAGAUGACCCAACACAACCCCAGCGGAAUCCCUGUGCCAACUGGAUGGGUGGAGCACCUGGCUAUCCGGGACACAAUGGACAGCCAGGAAGGGAUGGUAAAGAUGGAAAGAAUGGAGACAAAGGAGACAAAGGCGAGCUAGGUGUUGCUGGGCAAAAAGGAGAAGCUGGUGAGCAAGGACCCCCAGGACCAGAGGGCCCACGGGGAUUUCCAGGAGCCCGGGGAGAGACAGGAGAGAGCCCAUUCAUACAUCGCUCAGCCUUUAGUAUGGGGCUGACUGUCAGAACAACCACUCCAAAUGUUCCUAUCCGUUUCACCAAAGUCUUUUACAAUGAUGAGCGCCAUUAUGAUGACAGCACAGGCAAGUUCCGCAGCAAUAUUAAGGGACUUUACUUGUUCACCUAUCAUCUGACUGUUUAUAUGAAAGAUGUCAAGGUCGGACUUUACAAGAAUAACAAGCCCAUCAUGUUCACCUUUGACCAGUUCCUGUCUAACAACGUAGACCAGGCUUCUGGCUCCAUCUUAUUGCACCUGGAUGUUGGAGAUGAGGUUUGGCUGCAGAUCUAUGGGGACGAUUUUGGAGGCAUCUAUGGAGACAAUCUUAAUGACUCUUCUUUCUCAGGAAUCCUACUGUAUCCAGACCAGACCUCCAAAUGA